AUGGCUAAAUCAAUACGUGCAUCGUCGCAUUUGCAUGCCAAAUCCAUCAAACGUCAUAAUGUUUUCCAGAAGGUAGCUGAUGCCAGAGCUGAAAGAAUAUCAGAAAAGCUCAAAAGAGACCUGAUGGAGCAAAAAAUGAAGGAGUUGGAGAAGAAAUCUAAUGGUAAUGCAAUGGAAGUGGAAGCCAAAGCUAGCGAAGAAAUUUCUAAACCGAAUAAAAAGAUUAGCACAUCGGGUUGGAGAAAUGCUCGACAUCACGAUUAUAAGAAAGCCAAGAAAAUGAAAAAGACAAAGAAGAAUGCUUUCACAAAAUUUUAA
Messenger RNA from Zygotorulaspora mrakii, 318 nucleotides. RefSeq lists its product as uncharacterized. The coding region runs from base 1 to 318 and encodes 105 amino acids. The transcript has a single exon. Lineage: Eukaryota; Fungi; Ascomycota; Saccharomycetes; Saccharomycetales; Saccharomycetaceae. Gene Ontology annotation, cellular component: preribosome, large subunit precursor. The record is from RefSeq and is a predicted model, not a curated record.